CGCGUGAUGUCCUGCGGGGUCUGGCGGCUCACCUGCCCGGUGUUUGCAGUGCUGAUAAAUUCCGUAGGCUCAGAGCAGUGCGCGGCUGCCCUGUUUGUGUCUGCUCACACCUGAGAAGCACAUGACUGAUAGGGAGAGCUGGCAGGGAGCGUUACAGACAUAGAGCUAAAGCGACUGAAAGAUGCUUUUAAGAGAACUUGUGGACUCUCGUAUUAUAUGACCCAACAGUGCUUCAUCAGGGAAGUUCUUGGUGAUGGAGUCCCUCCAAAAGUUGCUGAGGUUAUCUACUGUUCAUUUGGAGGAAUAUCUAAAGGGCUGCACUUCAAUAACUUGAUAGUUGGAUUAGUUCUACUCACUAGAGGCAAAGAGGAGGAGAAAACAAAAUACAUUUUCAGUCUCUUUUCUAAUGAAUCUGGGAGUUAUGUGGUUCGUGAUGAGAUGGAGAAGAUGCUGCAUGUUGUUGAUGGGAAAGUCCCAGAGUCUCUCAAGAAAUGUUUCUCUGAGGGUGAAAAGGUAAACUAUGAGAAGUUCAGGAUUUGGCUGUUGCACAACAAAGAUGCUUUCACGUUUUCCCGUUGGCUGCUGUCUGGAGGUGUGUAUGUGACACUCACUGAUGACAGUGACACUCCGACCUUCUAUCAAACCCUGGCUGGAGUCACACACUUGGAAGAAUCUGACAUCAUUGAUCUUGAGAAGCGAUACUGGCUGCUAAAAGCUCAAUCAAGAACUGGACGCUUUGAUUUAGAAACAUUUGCUCCCUUGGUUUCCCCUCCUAUUCAUCCAUCUCUGAGUGAAGGUUUGUUUAAUGCCUUUGAUGAAAACCGAGACAAUCACAUAGAUUUUAAAGAAAUUUCCUGUGGGCUCUCAGCAUGUUGCAGGGGACCCCUGGCAGAAAGGCAGAAGUUUUGCUUCAAGGUUUUUGACAUUGACCGGGAUGGUGUGCUGUCUCGCACAGAGCUUAAAGAAAUGGUGGUUGCACUUUUAGAGGUCUGGAAAGAUAACCGUACUGAUAAAAUACCUGAGUUGGACAUGGAUUUGUCUGAAAUUGUGGAAGAUAUUUUGAAUAUGCAUGACAACACAAAGCUUGGACACCUCACUCUGGAGGACUACCAGAUAUGGAGUGUGAAGAGUGCUCUUGCCAAUGAGUUUUUAAAUCUACUUUUUCAGGUAUGUCAUAUAGUUUUGGGGCUGCGACCUGCCACUCCAGAAGAGGAAGGACAGAUCAUUAGAGGCUGGCUAGAAAGGGAAAGCAGAUAUGGCCUUCAGCCAGGGCACAACUGGUUUCUUAUUGCAAUGCCGUGGUGGCACCAGUGGAAAGAAUAUGUCAAAUAUGAUGCAAACCCUGUUGUGAUAGAGCCUUCAUCUGUCUUGAGUGGAGGUAAGAAUUCACUCAUAGCUGCUGCAGCCAAUACUUCAGAACAGGGAGAAGACAAAAUGGGAGGUCUUAAUUACUUCAGUGCAACAGAAGAAAAGUUUUCAGAUAAUAUUUCUACUGCAUCAGAAGCCUCAGAGUCUACUAGCAGCAAUGCUCUUUAUCCCAGCACACCAGGGACGGAUGUGUGUUUUGCUAGGCAGCAUAACACUUCGGACAAUAAUAAUCAGUGUUUCCUUGGAACCAAUGGGAAUACUUUGCUCCAGCUCAAUCCUCAGAAACCAGGAGCUAUUGAUAACCAACCUCUUGUAACACAAGAACCAGUGAAGGCUGCAUCGUUAACAAUGGAGGGUGGAAGAUUAAAGCGAUCGCCGCAGCUGGUGGAAGGAAGGGACUAUGUCAUGGUCCCAGAACCAGUUUGGAGAGCACUUUACCACUGGUAUGGAGCAAACCUGUCCCUGCCCAGGCCGGUGAUCAAAAACAGCAAGACAGAUGUGCCUGAACUGGAGUUAUUUCCUCGCUAUCUGCUCUUUCUGAGACAGCAGCCUGCCACGCGAACGCAGCAGUCAAACAUCUGGGUGAAUAUGGGUAUGAUGAGCCUGAGAAUGUUUCCUCAGCAUUUACCUAGAGGAAAUGUACCUUCACCGAAUGCUCCUUUAAAAAGAGUGCUGGCUUACACUGGCUGCUUCAGUCGAAUGCAAACAAUUAAAGAGAUACAUGAAUAUCUCUCUCAGAGGCUGCGUAUAAAGGAGGAAGAUAUGCGCCUCUGGUUGUACAACAGUGAGAAUUACCUUACUUUGCUGGAUGAUGAAGACCACAGACUGGAAUAUCUUAAAAUCCAAGAUGAACAGCAUCUAGUAAUAGAAGUUCGAAACAAAGACAUGAGCUGGCCUGAAGAGAUGUCUUUUAUAGCAAACAGCAGUAAAAUAGACAGACAUAAAGUUCCUACUGAGAAGGGUGCUACUGGAUUAAGCAAUCUGGGUAACACAUGUUUCAUGAACUCCAGUAUCCAGUGUGUCAGUAAUACGCAACCUCUGACACGGUAUUUCAUCUCAGGAAGACAUCUUUAUGAACUUAACAGGACAAAUCCAAUAGGAAUGAAAGGACACAUGGCCAAAUGCUACGGGGAUUUAGUUCAGGAGCUGUGGAGUGGGACUCAGAAGAAUAUAGCACCACUGAAGUUGCGGUGGACAAUAGCAAAAUACGCUCCAAGGUUUAAUGGCUUUCAACAGCAAGACUCGCAGGAGCUUCUGGCUUUCCUUUUGGAUGGUCUUCAUGAGGAUUUGAAUAGAGUUCAUGAUAAGCCAUAUGUUGAACUGAAAGAUAGCGAUGGUCGGCCAGACUGGGAAGUAGCAGCUGAGGCCUGGGAAAACCAUCUGAGAAGAAACAGAUCAAUUGUUGUAGAUUUAUUUCAUGGGCAGCUGAAAUCACAAGUUAAAUGUAAAACUUGUGGACACAUAAGCGUUAGGUUUGACCCUUUCAAUUUUUUAUCCUUGCCUUUGCCCAUGGAUAGCUACAUGCACCUAGAAAUUACAGUAAUCAAGUUGGAUGGCACUACUCCCGUUCGAUACGGCCUGAGAUUGAACAUGGAUGAGAAAUAUACGGGUUUGAAAAAACAGUUAAGUGAACUCUGUGGGCUAAAGCCAGAACAGAUCCUACUUGCAGAAGUGCACAGUUCCAAUAUAAAGAAUUUUCCUCAGGACAACCAGAAAGUCCGGUUAUCAGUGAGCGGGUUUUUGUGUGCAUUUGAAAUACCAGUUCCAGGAUCACCUACAUCAGCAUCAAGUCCUGUGCAGUCAGAUAUCUCAACUGGAUCAUCAGCUAAUGGAGCACCUAACAUAAUGAUGAAUGGGGACCUUCCCAAACCAACCCUGAUUCCAAAUGGAAUGCCAAAUACUGUUGUGCCAUGUGGAACAGAACGUAGCCUUGCCAACUGGACUCUCAAUGGUCACGUGCCUGUGCUUUCUGAUAGUCCAUGUACAGGGUACAUAAUUGCAGUCCACAGAAAAAUGAUGCGGACAGAACUGUACUUUCUUUCAUCUCAGAAGAAUCGUCCCAGUCUCUUUGGAAUGCCACUGAUUGUUCCCUGCACUGUUCACACACGGAAGAAGGAUCUGUAUGAUGCAGUAUGGAUUCAGGUUUCCAGGCUUGCCAGCCCCCUCCCCCCUCAAGAAGCUAGUAAUCAUGCACAAGACUGUGAUGACAGCAUGGGAUAUCAGUAUCCAUUCACCCUAAGAGUGGUUCAGAAGGAUGGAAAUUCUUGUGCUUGGUGUCCGUGGUACAGAUUUUGUCGUGGCUGUAAAAUUGAGUGCACAGAGGAUAGAGCUUCUGUUGGGAAUGCUUACAUUGCUGUAGACUGGGAUCCAACAGCACUCCAUCUGCGCUACCAGACAUCCCAGGAACGGAUUGUAGAAGAGCAUGAAAGUGUUGAACAAAGCCGCCGAGCUCAAGCAGAGCCCAUCAACCUGGAUAGUUGUCUUAGAGCCUUCACCAGUGAAGAAGAACUGGGUGAAGAUGAGAUGUACUACUGUUCCAAAUGCAAGACCCAUUGUUUGGCUACAAAAAAACUGGAUCUUUGGAGGCUUCCUCCCAUUUUGAUCAUUCACCUGAAAAGAUUUCAGUUUGUAAAUGGCCGCUGGAUAAAAUCUCAGAAAAUUGUUAAAUUUCCCCGAGAAAAUUUUGACCCAAGUGCCUUUUUGGUACAAAGGGAUCCAAGUCAUUUUCAGAGAAAACAAUUAAUUCCUCAAAUUGACGAAAUUCCUGAAGCACGGAUUCUUCAAGGGGAUGCUAAAAAAAUAGAUCUGCAGAUCACUUGUUCAACAGAAGGAGAUGUGAACAGAAGUCCAUCAUCCCUUAACACUGCUAAUGUCAUGAAUAAUAUCAAAGCAUCUCCAUCUCUGGGAAGGAAGAGUGGAACCAGCUGUCCUUCGAGUAAGAACAGUAGCCCAAACAGUAGCCCAAGGACUUUAGGAAGAGGCAAAGGGCGCCUGCGGCUACCGCAACUGGGGAAAAACAAACUGUCAAGUAGCAAAGAAAACUUGGAUGGAAGUAAAGAAAACUGCACUGACCAGGAACAGAAAAUUGCUUCUGAUCGAAGUGAUGCUUUUACAAGGGGGCAGAAUUUGGGUGGUAGUCAGAAUGAACUGUAUACUGAACUGUAUACUGCUCAGGACAGUGAGGUAACUCUAGCCAACGGAUACAUCUGUGAGCAGAACGCGUAUAGCAACGGUAGUAUCAACGGCCAGAUUGAUAGCCACAGCGAGGAGGAUAUUGCAGAUGACCAAAGAGAAGAAGUUUGUGUUAACCCUAUUUACAACCUAUAUGCAAUUUCGUGCCAUUCAGGAAUUAUGGGAGGGGGUCACUAUGUCACUUAUGCCAAAAACCCAAACAACAAGUGGUACUGCUACAAUGACAGCAGCUGUAAGGAAUUGCAUCCUGAUGAAAUUGACACCGACUCUGCCUACAUUCUUUUCUAUGAGCAGCAGGGGGUAGACUAUGCACAAUUUCUGCCAAAGAUUGAUGGCAAGAAGAUGGCAGACACAAGCAGCAUGGAUGAAGACUUUGAGUCAGAUUAUAAGAAGUACUGUGUUCUGCAGUAAGAGGAUGGUCUUCAACAGGCAGUUUGAUGAGUAUGAGGGAUAACACCCUGAAACUUACAUUUGGCAAAAUGUUAUUGGGACAGAUAAGCUAAGUGUAGUUAUUGUACCCUGUGAUCUGAAAGCACAAAAAGAAAACCCUAACUAAACAGCAGUUAAUAUAGAGAUAGUAUUGUUUCGUUCUGUUGUCUCACUACAUGCUCUAAAUGUUUCUGAUGUUAAGACAUCAGGCUGAGACUGCCAUUGGCCUUUAAAUAAAAUGGUUUGAGAAAAGCCGACAAGGACCAAAUAAGAGCUAAAUUUAAUAGUCCAAAUAAGAGCUAAGCAAAGUAGUGUAGAGUUCAUCACCUAUUCUAACGACCCCCUACAUUUCUCCUUAGAUUUAAAAUAUGGGGAAAAAAUGUAGUGUUGUCUUUGGACAACAUGAUGUUGCUACCUCCUUUUUCCUGCAGUUUUAUUGCAUUUUACUGGCAAAAUGGGGAAAGAAAGAGAAUGGAAAGUAGACAAAUUUAAAGAAUGAACACCAGAAGUAGGAAAGCUUUCCAGUUUUGCCACCACUAAUGUAUCAGUUGCUUUCUUUCUGUAUGUUGGGAGCACAACCAAAUCCUAAUUUGGAAAGAGAUUAAUUUCUACACUUGAAUGGUUUAUUUUACCUGUGUUUUCUCCACGUGUUGGCUGUGCAGAUCAACAUGUUUCAGGAAUGGCUUUUCUGCCUGAGAAGUGCUAUCUUAAGCUUUUGAGAUGCCUCGAGAAGAAACUUCAGGUUGAAGAGAGUAGCGGUGAUUGCACGCGCGGUGUCUUAAAAUGUGCACAUUGCACAAGAUGUUCCCAGCUUUUGGAAGGAAAGAUGCUUGAGCUUACGUUUCAUGACUGGUGUUGCUUUUAAGUUUGCACUUUUAAAAAAAAAUUCAUAUAAUUCAAAAACAGUUUGUUUUUGUUGUUGUAAGGGCUCUGGAGUGAAUGGCUGUGAAUUAACCCACUGUGUAUUUCAAACCAAUCAGAAGCUGUGGUUGUCAGGUAGCUAUCGUAGCAUUCAUGGGUUUUUAUUUUUUUUUUAUCGAUUUCUUAAUUUAAGAAGGUUUCUUUCUUUCAAAAUUCGGUUGCCUUUUGGAAUCUUCUGUUUUGCAACAGGUUAUGCAUAUACUUACAAUUAAAACAGUUUUCGUACCCUCGCAAGAUGCUCUUUUGAGUUAAUGGGCUUAUUGCAUUGAAGGAGAGAAUGAGCAAGUCUUGGCAGAGAGCAGAAAAAAGAUGGUUAUUUUUUGAAUAGGCAUUUCUUGAAACAUUUUCAGUGUUAAAGCGUUAGCAUGUGUAAAUGAAAUGUUUCACACUUUCACCCCUUUGUUCUUCAGCUGAAUCUAAGAUCUUGCCGAUUUUGUCACGUGUCAUCUUCCAAAUUAUCUGGAUUUUCUAUUCUCACUAACAGUUGAUAUUUACCUUGCUGAUUUCUGAAAUAAAUUUUAGGCUUCUUUUUAAUGUGUUUUACAAGAAUGCCAAGCCUACCAGUAAGUGUUCAAUUUUCAGAAGGAUCUGGGUUUUAUCUAUUUAAGAAAUUAUAUCAGCUGAUCUUGCUGUCUGCGUUCAAGCUAAAACCUCCCAGUCUGCGGAGGCCAUGCCGCUGUCAGGGCAGCAGAUCAGUUCCAAAAUAAGUAUUGUCUUACUUGUGAAGUGUUGCUCCCUGUCCCAUAUGCUCUUUUAUCUCUAAAGUGAUCUGAACAUUGAGACUGAAGAAAAAUUGUGAACGUCUAAGUUAGAAGCUUUUUUCGGUUCCCAUUUGUCUAUUCCUCCCUUCCCAAACUCCAUGAAAAGUGAAAGAUUUUUCAACUGAUUUACUUGGAAAUGUUUUAUUUAAGCAGGUAGCACAAUCUACUAAUGUUAUUUGAUCUUCUGUGUUUGUUACAUUGGUUGUAAUUAAUUUUUUUUAAAUUAAAUUAAUUCAUGAUUUAGUAGUAAAUUUAUUAAGUUAACUAUUAACUACAUUCACUUUGUAAAUUAUUGUAUAAAGCUUAUUGACAAUGCACUGACUUUAGAAAGAUGUUAAUGUACAUAAAUACCUUGUAAAUAAAAUAGUGUUGAUGUACUGGAA
Lagopus leucura (white-tailed ptarmigan) is the source of this 7054-nucleotide messenger RNA. It is a transcript of the gene USP32, whose product is annotated as ubiquitin specific peptidase 32. The coding region runs from base 217 to 4971 and encodes 1584 amino acids. Gene Ontology annotation, biological process: protein deubiquitination. Gene Ontology annotation, cellular component: Golgi apparatus. The transcript has 34 exons. Gene Ontology annotation, molecular function: cysteine-type deubiquitinase activity; calcium ion binding. The record is from RefSeq and is a predicted model, not a curated record. Lineage: Eukaryota; Metazoa; Chordata; Aves; Galliformes; Phasianidae.